AAGUCAACAUGGGGAAUUACGGCGUUGUAUAUUCUUCGUGUACAUAUUCCUCUGGCUGUGACCUUUUUGUGCUACAUUGCGAUAUUGACGGGAAUGGCCUUAGCGCGUCACAGAAACGUUAUCGGUUGGACUACACCGACGCCGGGCACUGUAGAGCCAUUAAGUCCUACGGGACUGCCGUUGCCGGUGUCCGCUCGUUUGAAGCGGCUGCGCCUGGCGCAGAUGCUGUUUGUAUCGUCGAUUUGGUAUUUGGCUUGUUAUACUCCCCACACGUGGAUUUCAUCGCAGUAUCCUGUGCUGUUUGUUAAGCAUCCCGUUGUGCAGUUCUGGAUGCGGACCGUGUAUUUUUGCGGGAUUGCCGGAACGCCGAUGGUUUUCUUGAUAAUGUCACGUGACUACCGGAAGCGAGUGAAAGUUCUCAUCCGCUCAAUUUGCGCUCAGUUUGUUUCCAAGUAAAUGAGACGCUUUCCAACCUCAAGCGCUGCUAUGGAAAAGAAACG
This is a messenger RNA of Paramacrobiotus metropolitanus, 500 nucleotides long. RefSeq lists its product as uncharacterized. The coding region runs from base 94 to 456 and encodes 120 amino acids. NCBI's taxonomy places the organism in Eukaryota, Metazoa, Tardigrada, Eutardigrada, Parachela, Macrobiotidae. The transcript is spliced from 2 exons. The record is from RefSeq and is a predicted model, not a curated record.